Molecule: messenger RNA, 2550 nt
Organism: Striga asiatica
Lineage: Eukaryota; Viridiplantae; Streptophyta; Magnoliopsida; Lamiales; Orobanchaceae
Source: the annotation of a GenBank genome assembly
AUUUUUUUUUUUCAAAAAAAAGGACAAAUGUUAAACCACAUAAAAUGGCUUUGUUGUAUGUACAAAAUGGAUUCACAUUCACUCACCACGUUCUUCCUCUCCUACUCCUCGCUCUCCCCCACCGUCAGAUCUGUUGAGCGGCGGUGGUGGAGAGAUUGCAGUGGAGUUGGCUGCGGUGGGUGUUGGAUGCAAAGAUUGAUAAUUUGGUUUUGGGUUAUCUGUAUUCUAUCUUUCCUUCCAUUUUUCACCCUGAUAAAAGGAUCGUGAUUUGAUCCGAUUGGAUCGAGGAACAUAAAUAGGCUACUUAUUGUUUGAGAUUGCAAAGGAAAGAUGCAGCAGCAAGAUAAAGGGAGGAAGACCCCGAAAGAUGUUGAGUUUUUCACCGAGUAUGGAGAGGCCAACAGGUACAAAAUCUUGGAAAUUAUUGGAAAGGGUAGCUAUGGAGUUGUUUGUGCUGCCAUUGACACGCAAACUGGGGAGAAAGUGGCAAUAAAGAAAAUAACAGAUAUUUUUGAGCAUAUCUCUGAUGCUAUUCGAAUUUUGCGAGAGAUUAAAUUGCUUCGUCUUCUGAGACAUCCUGAUAUUGUUGAAAUUAAGCGGAUUAUGAUGCCACCCUCUAGGCGUGACUUCCGAGACAUUUAUGUUGUUUUCGAGCUUAUGGAGUCCGACCUUCAUCAAGUCAUAAAAGCUAAUGACGACUUGACACAGGAUCAUCAUCGUUUUUUUCUCUAUCAAAUGUUACGUGCGCUGAAAUAUAUGCACACAGCUAAUGUCUAUCAUCGAGACCUUAAGCCUAAGAAUAUAUUGGCCAAUGCAAACUGCAAGCUUAAGAUAUGUGAUUUUGGACUAGCAAGAGUGGCAUUUAGUGACACCCCAACUACAAUUUUUUGGACGGAUUAUGUUGCCACAAGAUGGUACAGGGCUCCCGAGUUGUGUGGAUCAUUCUUUUCCAAGGGAGGAUUAUUGAAACUCUCCUGGAAGUUGUUGAUACUUCUGUUCUACAGAGGUAAUUUGUGUCAGUAUACCCCUGCAAUUGACAUUUGGAGCAUAGGAUGUAUAUUUGCGGAGGUCUUGACAGGGAAGCCGUUAUUUCCGGGUAAAAGCGUUGUGCAUCAACUGGACUUGAUUACUGAUCUUCUCGGUACACCAUCAACAGACACAAUAUCAGGAGUGAGAAAUGAGAAGGCGAGGAAGUAUUUAAUGGACAUGAGGAAAAAGCGUGCAGUGCCUUUUGCCGAAAAAAUCCCAAAUGCUGAUCCUUCAGCUCUCAAACUAUUACAAAGAUUGUUGGCAUUUGACCCAAAGGAUCGUCCAAGUGCUGAAGAGGCAUUAGCCGACCCUUACUUCAAGGGGCUGUCUAAGAUUGAGAGGGAGCCCUCUUGUCAACCAAUCUCAAAGUUGGAAUUUGAGUUUGAGCGGCGUAGAGUGACAAAAGAAGAUAUUAGGGAAUUGAUAUUCCGGGAAAUAUUGGAGUACCAUCCUCAGUUGUUGAAGGACUACAUGGCAAGAAAUAGUGGCACAAGUUUUCUGUAUCCGAGUGCUAUUGGACACUUUAAGAAGCAAUUUGCGUACCUGGAGGAAAAUUCUGGGAAAAGUGGGCCUGUGAUUCCUCCUGAGAGAAAGCAUGUUUCUCUUCCAAGGUCUACGAUUAACUCUAGUACUAUUCCACCUAAAGCACAACUGUAUGUCUCUGCAUAUGAUAACCGAAAAGCGACAGCAGAAGCACCACCAACGGUAUUAGGAGUUCCGGAUUCUGUUUCUGGUAGUAUGCCGAAGGUUUCACGGCCUCCACCACGCAUGCCUAACGCCAAACCAGGAAGGGUAGUGGGACCGGUUCUACCUUACGAGAAUGUCCGUCACGUGAACGACUCGUCUUAUGAUGGAGGCGUUUACCUUCUCCCUUCACAAUCCAUUUCUCCUCAAUGUUACUUCAGGACCAGCACAGGAACGAAUCAAAAUAAUUCAAGGAUGAGUUCAUCUCAAGCCCAACAACAGCCACCACCACCUAACCAGCAGCAAUACAUAGCCCCACAAGCUAAAUCAAUAAACAGUACAUAUAUCGACAUGAAAGCACAGCCCAAACUAAACCCGCCAGUGAUGGGUGGUAGUGACAGGAACAGUAACCCUUAUUAUCAGCCACAUUCCAAAGCAGUUGCUGGUGGGGGUAUUAAUAUUAUGAAUAUGAAUGGUCAAAUCGCGAUUGAUACUAAACUGUUGCAGGCCCAAACACAGUUUGUUGUGGCUGGGCCUGCAGCAGCUACGCAUCGGGAAGUUGCAGCUGUGCAGAUUGGACUGACUUAGUCUAGUUUGGGUAAAGUUUUUAUAUAUAUAGCAAUUUGGAUGGACGUGUGAAUAUCUAACGAAUUUCACGCUAUGUGAAGUUUUUAUGUUUGGUGCCUUUUGUGAGUGUGAGCUGGCUGUAUUUACUUCGUGCCGAUUUGUAGUUCUUUAGUGUUGUGUUGUAUUGUUCAUUGUUUCCAUCAUUGAACUAUGUAUUAUUGUUGUAACAAAAGAGAGAUUAUUUGCCUGCAAUGUUUUUCUUCUUUAAAA